GAGGCAGCAGCCUUUCGUCUUCCGGCCAAUGGAAUCGUCAUCAUCGAGCACUAGAAGAGGCGACGAAGAUCGAUUCCUCGAUGCUCCUGAAGAUUUUUUCUACGAUUGCUCGUCUGCCCACGACAAUUCUAACCGUCCAUCUUCCUCUCAAGCGAUUUCUCCUACCUCCGCCGCAAAUCUCCGGCGGCGGAAAUCGGCUCCCGGUUGGAAAUUGAAGACUUUCGAUUCGAAUAUGGGUUCGUUUUCUUCUUCCGAUGAAUUUGAAAAAAAGUUUUUGGUGGAAAAAGACGACGAGCUUUCUGGCGAAUCUGGAGAAAUUGAGGAAGGUGGUGGCGUAACUGAACCAGUUAACGAUCAGAUCGAUCCGAAUCCUGCACAAGGUGGAGAUUCUGGUGCGAUUGAUCCGGGUGGGGAACAUGCUGAAACGGAUGGGGAAAAAGUGGAGGAUUUGGAUGUGACUGAUUCGGUUGGGGACCGGGUCGAUCCGAUUCCGGCUGGGAAAUCCAUGAGCUCCGAGAAAACUGGAGAAUCCACGGUGACUACGGUGAGUGAUGACCGGGUUGUCGACUCAGCCGAAUCGGCGGCGGUGGUUUCGCGCGUGGAGCCUUCUUCGACAGAUUGGUCUCUGUUUUCGUUUUUGCUCGGGCUGUCGACCAAAGCAAUCGAGUUUCAGGUCAGUUUGAUGAUAAGCUUGAUCACAUUUCCACCAUGGCUGGUCUAUAGCUUCUGUAUCUUUGUUCUUGAUCCGUUUGGAACAAUGAGGCGCAGCAAACGGUAUAUAACGACGAGGGUUGCUGAGAUAUUUGAUAUGAUAUUGGAGACUGUAAGUCCGUUUCUGUCUCCUGGUUUGAAAGAUUACAGGUCCAUGUUGAAGCUUGUGUCCAAGUUUGGAUGGGGUUUGUUUUGGGCAAUUUAUGUCGGAAUCGUUUUGGUUGUCUUGUUGGUUUCGGCUUUAGUGCUUGGUGGGUUUGUGAUAAGGCUUUUGGCUCAGGAGCCAUUGGUAGUUCAAGAAAGCUUGAAUUUUGAUUAUACCAAAAACAGUCCUGAAGCUUAUGUCCCUAUAGUUUCAUGUUCUGGGGUUGCCUGUGAUAAAAGUUGUAAGGAAAAUCCCGAAAUUGGGAAGAUCAUGGGGUCACGGAUUAUCCCUCGAAAUCACAAAAUAGAGAUCACUGUUUCAUUGACAUUGCCCGAGUCUGAGUACAACCGAAAUCUCGGCAUGUUCCAGGUUCGGGUGGAUUCCCUAUCGGCGGAUGGUCAAACUCUCGCUAGCUCAAGGCGGCCAUGCAUGUUGAAAUUCAGAAGCGAGCCUAUACGUCUUGUUCAGACACUCCUCAAGAUUGCUCCACUCGUCACGGGCUAUGUCUCUGAAACCCAAACCCUGAGAUUGAAGUUCACAGGCUUUGUCGAGAAAGACAUACCCACUGCUUGCUUGAAGGUGAUGAUCGAACAACGGGCAGAGUUUCGUCCUGGAGCUGGCGUUCCGGAGCUGUACGAUGCAUCCAUGGAGUUCCAAUCCGAUCUUCCUUUCCUCAAGCGGAUCAUAUGGAACUGGCGGAAGAGUUUGUUUGUAUGGAUCAGCAUGAGCAUGUUCAUCAUGGAAUUGCUUUUCACAUUGAUAUGUUGCAGGCCUUUGAUCAUUCCAAGAUCAAGACACCGAGACAGAACACCAUCUAUCAACAAUACUUCAAAUCUGAACGGUGAAUCGGAAAGCAGAUGACUCUCCAGGCAAGUGGAAAUUUCUGGUACCAAAUUUUCAUCUUUCCCCCGGGCUGCAUUGCAACGUUUUCUUACCGGAAAAUUAUCUAUAAGGCACAUAGAGUAAUAGUUAUAGUUAUUAAUGUGAAGAUAUGAAACGUUUGCCAAGCAAGAGAAUGAUUCUUCUACACAGGAAAAUCAUCAUGUACUCGUUUAUGAGAUGAUCCAGUCUUUUCUUGUACACAUGUCGUACGAGGUUAUAAAUCCAGGCUAAAUAUGUCCAAAUUCCUUUGUAACAGCUCCUCACAAGUGCAGGUCUUGCAGGUUCUUCGCUGUAAAUUAUGAAUCGUCUGAUGGUUAGCUGAAUAGAUUCAUUCAAUUGUAGCUUAAGAUCGUCAAGAUUUCCGUGUUGUUCGUUGUACCGAAAGCCUUCAAGGGUAUGUAAGAAAUGAGAAAUCUUGAUGGGAACAGAUACAUUUUCAGAACAGAAACACUUCCAUCUCCA
Molecule: messenger RNA, 2200 nt
Organism: Tarenaya hassleriana
Lineage: Eukaryota; Viridiplantae; Streptophyta; Magnoliopsida; Brassicales; Cleomaceae
Product: seipin-2
Exons: 2
Coding region: 29-1717 (562 amino acids)
Biological process (GO): lipid storage; lipid droplet organization
Cellular component (GO): endoplasmic reticulum membrane
Source: RefSeq, a predicted model, not a curated record